This is a messenger RNA of Brassica napus (rape), 712 nucleotides long. RefSeq lists its product as uncharacterized. The record is from RefSeq and is a predicted model, not a curated record. Lineage: Eukaryota; Viridiplantae; Streptophyta; Magnoliopsida; Brassicales; Brassicaceae. The coding region runs from base 113 to 712 and encodes 199 amino acids. The transcript has 4 exons.
UUCAUUCUUUUAUGCUGCUGAGGACUUGAGGUUCGAAAUUUUGUCGGAGGAUGUUGCGAGCAGAACCGUUACCGUGACCAUACUUGGGACCUUAAUUUCAAAAAGCUACAAAAUGGUCACUGCAACAUUCACCGUCGCUCCUAGGGAGGAAGACAUUACAAAAAGCUGCCUGGAGUACACCUUCGAGUUCGACGACAUUAACAAUUACAUCGGAAAAACAGUGAUCGUCGAAUCUCUACUCACGUACAUCUUAAUAAGCGAUGGCAAUAAUAUUAAAGGUGAUAAUUUUAAGUACAACUCCUUCGACGCUGGGUAUCCGGCGGAAGAAUGCUUUAAACGUUACGUCAACGAAUUUAGCGAUGAUGAUGACGUGCGCAUGGAGAACGCGAAAAAGCAGAAAAGGAUAUUUACGGUGAGUUUCAGGAACGCUCCUAACUUGGCGGACGAUAUGUACGAUGAUGAUGAAAGUAUUUUCGAUGAUGGAAAGGCGAGGGGGAGUGGAGGUGAGACCUUUGUGGAGACGGUUGUUGCGCUCGAUCCAAAUACUGUAUAUAGUGGCCUGAGCAGCAAGUCGUCGGAGGAUAAGAGGACUCGUUGUGUCUCCAGCAUCGAGCCAGGCAAUGAGAGCUGUCCAGGUGUGGAAGUAGAACGGCCUGUAGCCGAGGCGUAUGGUGAUCUCCUUCCAUAUCUGUUCGCUGAAAGAGCAUCUUAG